This is a messenger RNA of Acanthocheilonema viteae, 630 nucleotides long. NCBI's taxonomy places the organism in Eukaryota, Metazoa, Nematoda, Chromadorea, Rhabditida, Onchocercidae. The record is from the annotation of a GenBank genome assembly.
AUGACAGGUAAUUCUGGACGAGAUGACAAUAGCGGAGAGAGAUUUUGUCCAUUCGCGAAUACUUCUUUUGAUAUCAGGAAAUACACACUGGUGAAGGUCAUGUUAUAUAUUUUGAAGCCAGCAGAAUGUUUCGGGCAAAUUUCUUGUUGGCCAAGACAGUUUGCUACGAGCUUAGCUACCUUCAAAAAGAAAAUCGAUGCCAAAGUUCACGGAGAUACCACGAUUGUUGAAGUUGUGGAUGUUGCCGAUGUAGAUGAUUGUAAAGUAUUGAAACAUAGUCCGGAAACUUGUACGUUAUGCACUUGUAACAUUCCUACUAAGGUCCGUUAUUCCGAUGUAUUAAUUUUGGAGCAAUUUAUGCGAGAAGAUGGGACUGUGCUUCCGCAACAACUUACUGGUUUGUGUAAAAAGCAACAGAAGAGAAUUGAACGUUGUGUCAUGCAGGCUCAUUGGGCUGGCCUCUUUCCAGAUAGAACAACUGCUGAUUUCGAUCGUUCAGGAUAUAAACGAUUCGCGAGGUACUGGAACGAUGACAAGGAGAUCUAUCGAUUGAAGGAAGAAGUGGUCCCCGGCUCAUGGUACUAUAUUAAACGAUAUAACACACGAGGAGUUAAUUUCAAAAAGAAUUGA